AUGCUGCACAGAUGUGUCUAUAUAUUGGUGGGACUUUGGGUCCUUGAGACCCUUGCAGCCCCCACUUUCCAGCAAAGAGGAUACAACGGCACCUGUCGAAGAACGACUGUUGCGAUUCUAGGUGGUGGCGUUGCUGGUAUAACGGCUGCUCAAGCCCUCUCGAAUCAAUCUGUCACGGACUUUCUCAUUGUUGAAUACAAUGGAGAUAUUGGUGGCCGGAUGACACAUACAACCUUUGGAAAGGACCCGGAUGGGAAUCCUUAUGUCGUGGAACUCGGAGCGAACUGGGUUCAAGGUUUAGGGAUUAAAGACGGACCGGAGAAUCCAAUCUGGACAGAAGCUAAAAGAUACAAUAUUUCUAAUGAGUAUUCUGACUACGAUUCCAUACUCACAUAUAACGAAACUGGAGCGGUGAAUUACACUAACCUCCUAGAUGAUUUUGAAGAUGCCUAUGCUGCCAUGGAGCAAGGCGCUGGCUAUAUCCUUGCCGACAAUCUUCAGGACCAAAGUACUCGCACAGGAUUAAGUCUAGCUGGAUGGAAACCUAAGAAGAAUAUGGCUGCCCAAGCUGUCGAGUGGUGGGAAUGGGAUUGGGAGACUUCAUACAGUCCUGAUGAGAGCUCACUGGUCUUUGGCAUUACCGGCUACAAUCUUACGUUUUAUCAGUUCUCUGAGGAGAAUAAUUUUGUGAUUGAUCAACGUGGAUUUAAUACCCUUAUCAAAGGAGUGGCCUCUACCUUCCUUCAACCGAAUGACACACGGCUUCUCCUCAAUACGGUCGUUACGGAUAUUGAGUACUCUGCAGAUAGUGUCACAGUUACCAUGGACGACGGAACUUGUAUUAGCGCCGACUACGCAAUAUGCACUUUCUCACUUGGGGUCUUACAGAACGAAGUAGUCACCUUUAAGCCGGAGCUUCCAGAUUGGAAACAAACAUCCAUCGAAACUUUCCAAAUGGGAACUUAUACCAAGAUCUUCCUCCAAUUCAACGAAACGUUCUGGGACCCCGAUACCCAAUUCUUCCUUUACGCAUCACCUACAACACGUGGGUAUUACCCCGUCUGGCAAUCUUUGGUCCCGGACGGUUUCAUACCCGGCUCUAACAUUAUUUUUGCCACCGUCGUUGGUCACGAGUCUUACCGCAUCGAGGCACAGGACGAUGAAACAACCAAAGCAGAAUUGAUGGAGGUUCUUCGUCAAAUGUUCCCUGGAGUAAAUAUUCCAGAGCCCACCGAUUUUAUGUAUCCUCGCUGGAGUCUCCAGCCAUGGUCAUAUGGUAGCUACUCCAACUGGCCCGUUGGAAUGACUCUUGAGAAUCACCAAAAUCUACGCGCAAAUGUGGAGAGAGUAUACUUUGCUGGAGAGCAUACCUCAGCGGAGUACUUUGGCUUUCUACAUGGUGCCUGGUUCGAGGGGAGAGAGGCGGGUGAGCGAAUAGCCGGAAUGAUCUCAAGAGAUUGUAUGAAUAUUGAUUCAGGUUGUGGGACCUAUACCAAUUACGAGAUUCUGCACGGAACGACAGCGCUGGAGGAGUACAAUGCAUCAAAUGGCUUUGUAGUGAGCAGCUUCUAUGUGGCAGGAUCUUAGGCUCUUCUACCUAUUUGAUUCCGCACCCAG
Lindgomyces ingoldianus is the source of this 1617-nucleotide messenger RNA. Its product is annotated as amine oxidase. The transcript has 5 exons. The record is from RefSeq and is a predicted model, not a curated record. NCBI's taxonomy places the organism in Eukaryota, Fungi, Ascomycota, Dothideomycetes, Pleosporales, Lindgomycetaceae. Bases 1 to 1587 code for a protein of 528 amino acids. Gene Ontology annotation, molecular function: oxidoreductase activity.